AUGGAAGAACCUCAGAGUCCUAAAAAAGGCUCAGUCUUCCAGAUGGCUGCUGAAAACGCAGACGUCAGAAGCACUGAUGCCCUAUCAAAGUAUCUAGCAGACUCAUAUACAACAACUCCACCUGAAUUGACUGAAUUAUUUGCAGAAAUUCCUUCCCUUUCAAAAUUAGGCAAAUUAAUUCAUAACGUAUUUUUAUCAGCUGAAAUUAAAGAUCUCACACCAGAAGUCAGCCAGUUAUGCGAAAAAGCAACUCGUUAUUUGAUAAAUGACUAUAAAACGCAAAAGGAAAGCUCAGAACAAGCAUCCAAAUCUCUGGGAAGAUCUAAGAGACUUGUGGACUACGCCGCAUUGCUCGCUCAGAAUCCAACGGAUAUUACAUUAGCUAAACUCCAGAUUAUAGAGCUCCAACGUGAAAAUCAGGAGCUCCAGCAAAAGAUGGACGAUAUUUCUAAUGAAAUUAAAGUCCAACAAGACGAAUACGAGAAGUUAUUCCAAGAAAAAAUUGAAUUAACAAAUAAACUCACUCAACAAGCCAACGAACACAAAAAGGAUAUCAGCAAAUUAAGAUUCGAAUAUUCCCAGCUUGCUGACAGCCAGCAGAACGCUAUUGACCAAUCAAAACUUGCUGAAGUACAAAUUACAGAUCUUAAGAAGCUUUUAGCUGCUGCAAACGAUGACUCAUCAUCUCACAAGCGCGAAGUCGAGGAACUUAAGGCUACAAUCGCUUCAAAGAAUCAACUUAUCAAUAAAUACAGACAACAGCUCAAAUCUAAGGAUCAACAAUUCUCAGACUUCAAAGAUCAGAAGGAGAGAGAAACCCUCGAGCUUUCUACAACCCUUAUGUCUCAAAAUAAUUUGUUGGAAGAUAAGAAUAACGCGGCCAUGAAGAAACUCGCUAGAUACAUCAAGAACCAAGCAGGACAAAUCGAAAUCCUUACGCAGGCUAAUCGUAAAGCAACAACAAUUCUCGAUAAACAAAAUUAUCUUCUCGACAAGUACGAAGACGAAUUAGUUCACUCGAGCAACGUCACUGAAGAUCUCAACAGAAAGUUAGCCGAUUUACGCGAUGAAAAUGUCAUGUUGAAGGACAGAAUCGAAACUCAAGAUCAGAAUUCCAACAAAGACAACGAAGAACUGGUCAAACUCCGCGGAAUUGUUGAAGCAGCAUGUUCAGGCCUUGCUCCUGCCUAUUCUGUCACUCCUGAUCAACUUCCUUCGAUUUGCCACGAAUUAUCUGGCACAAGAAUCGAUCCAGAGACAGCAAAGAACUUACGUGCAUUGAAUGCAAUCUGUGAUGGCCUCGGUUUGUUCAUCAUCAAUCUUUUAAGAACAGGAGAAGCAAAUCUCGAAUUUUUACGCGAAAAUCCACUGAAAUUCACCUCAACAAUGAAGUCUGACAUCAAACAUGAGAUAGAGAAGACGAGAUUGUUCCUUGGAACCCUUUCUUACAGCGAUGCAACAGAAGAUAAAGUUAUGAAGUAUCUUUUGAACCCAGAAGAGAAUUUCGACCCAGAUUUCAACUCAGACACCCAAUUAUCUGCUGUUCUGACUGAAGUUCUUAGAAGAGAAAGAGAAUUUAUGUCUAAAAUGUUCGAUAAUCUUGAACAAGUCAGAGAAGUCCUUCCUGCCUUCGACUGCAAGACCCAUGAAUUACCAGAAGCAUUAUCUACCUACCUUUUGCAGAUGAAACCGGUCUUCAAAGAUUUAUUAUCAAUAAUUAGCUCAACACUCCACUACCACGGCUCUCUUUCAGAUAUUUUCGCCUGUUUGUGCAAGUACAUCGAGGAAACAUCCCAAAUUCUCCAAGUAAUGGAUGAUGAAAUCCGACCAUUGAUCAAAUUCAACGGAAAGAUCGUUGACAUGCCACAGAAACUCAUCGAUGUGUUGGUAGAAUACAAGGAUACAUUCGAUAACCUCGAUACAGUGUCAAAGAGAGAACUUACAGAUGCAACAAUUGAUUUUGAGAAGAAGAAGUCACUUUUAAUGAGAGAAAAUGACGGUCUUAAGGACGAAAUUGGCCAUAAAGACAAAGUCAUCAACUCUCUCCAGAAACAGCUUGAGAAAUUAGCAUCAGAUCUGGAAGACUCGAAGACAUCAGAGUCAGCGUUGACAAUGAUGACUGAUGAAGCAUCCAAGAACAACAAGAUCUUGAGCUCAUCGAAGCAGACACUCGAGGACACAAUCAGCAGACUGAACCAAGAGAACCAGAGACUGGAACAACUCCUCGAAAACAAACAGAACAAUUACGAGAGAAGAUUGAAUGAACUCAUAGAAAAAGAGAGAGCAAUUCAGAAACAGACACAAGAAAGAGAGAAGAAGAGAUAUGAAGAACAGAUAAAUGUCCUUGAGAAGCAAGUGAGUGAUUUGAACACAAGGAUACAAGAAGAACAGUUGCAGCACAUGACAAACGAGAGAAAUCUCAAGAAACAAGCACAGACAUUCCAGAGAAACAUGAGAAGAUUGGAGCAGGACAAACUAGAUUUGAGUACAACUGUUGAACACCUUCAGAAUGAGCCGAUGUCGAACCAAAUCAUUGAUGAUUUAAUGCAGAAACUCAGUGACGCGAGAAUUAAGAACAAAGAACUUCUCUGCGAAAUAAACAGAUUGAGGAAUACAAAUACAAGUCCACAGGUAAGUACAAGAUCAAUUAAUUCUCCUUCUAAAACAGUUUCUCAGUCAUCAAUGUCAGUAAGUGAUGAAAGAACAUUUAUCGACAAAGUUGGAGAAGUAUUGGAUGAAUUCAUUGGAAAAGAAGUCACAUGGACUAAACAGAGAGUUCACAAGACUGUUGAAGCAAUGACUGAACACAUAAAGAACUUGGAACAGUCAUUGGAUAAGAAACAACAAAGAACUCUUUGGUCGCAAUGGGCUGAAGAAACUCUCAAAUCUCUCGAUCCGAAAUACAAAGGAGGAAUCUCUGAUAACGAGAUGAGACAGAAACUCGCGGACUACUGUGUGGCUUCGGGUAAUAGAACAAAGAUGAUUGAUAUGAUAACAACUUUGAGAGAAGAAAAAUCUCACUUGUUAUCACAAGUUAAUUCACCGCAAAAGAAGGGAACUUCACCAGCAAAAAGUGACAAGACUCCUGAGAAAAGUGAAAUUAGUACACCUAAAUCAGCGACAAAGAGCGGAGAAACAAAGACAAGAGAUGUAAAAAUAGAUACAGAAGCAACAGAAGAUACAAAUAAUGAAGGUAAACAGACAUUUAAGAGCUGGGCAUUAGUUGGUUUGUUUGUCGCUCUUUCAAGGAAGGAUAAUGGUGUUUCUAGAUUCGAAAAAACACCUGCUUCACCACCUGCUAUUAGAGGACAGUUUUCUUUGUUGAAAUAA
Trichomonas vaginalis G3 is the source of this 3330-nucleotide messenger RNA. RefSeq names its product A-type inclusion protein-related family. The record is from RefSeq and is a predicted model, not a curated record. The coding region runs from base 1 to 3330 and encodes 1109 amino acids. NCBI's taxonomy places the organism in Eukaryota, Parabasalia, Trichomonadida, Trichomonadidae. The transcript has a single exon.